Trichomonas vaginalis G3 is the source of this 294-nucleotide messenger RNA. RefSeq lists its product as uncharacterized. The transcript has a single exon. The record is from RefSeq and is a predicted model, not a curated record. Lineage: Eukaryota; Parabasalia; Trichomonadida; Trichomonadidae. Bases 1 to 294 code for a protein of 97 amino acids.
AUGCGUAUAAACAACACUUUCUCUGCUGGUUUGCCUAUUGUUCAUUCGAAUGCAGAGUUUUCAGCUUUAGUGAACUCAAACACUUUAGCAAACAUAAACUUAACCUUAGUUGACGCAAACUUUGUUCCUGUAAAACUUUUAUGUCCUAUGUAUUUGUCAAUGACGGCAGAAAGUUUCGAAUUGGAAGAUGCAACCGGUGAAAGUAUUGUAUUACAAGAACAACUUCAACAACAAAUAGCUCAAGAACAACAAAUGGAACAAAUGGAACAAAUGCAACAACAAAGUCAAGAAUAA